This is a messenger RNA of Anarrhichthys ocellatus (wolf-eel), 7605 nucleotides long. Its product is annotated as serine/threonine-protein kinase TAO1-like. Gene Ontology annotation, biological process: protein phosphorylation; regulation of cytoskeleton organization. The transcript has 21 exons. NCBI's taxonomy places the organism in Eukaryota, Metazoa, Chordata, Actinopteri, Perciformes, Anarhichadidae. Gene Ontology annotation, molecular function: protein serine/threonine kinase activity; ATP binding. Gene Ontology annotation, cellular component: cytoplasm. Bases 846 to 3902 code for a protein of 1018 amino acids. The record is from RefSeq and is a predicted model, not a curated record.
AUGUUGUGUUGACAUUGUGUGUAUGGUUCUCUCCAUCCAGACCACAACCCUAUGCUUGCAUUUGCUGAAUGGCACAGCGGUACCAAACAGUGGGAUUAGGGAGGGGGCCACACUUUCCCUGCAGGAUACAGCGAGACAGCAUCAACAAGACUCCAGAACUGUCACACGUGUACUCUCAGACAAAGCUGACUCUACCGCUACCACUUUAGGCUUUUCCUAUUCAUUGGCUCGCUGAUUCAUUGACGAUGGAAUGGAGGUGAUUCUCAUCGCCGCCAUUUUUAGAGGAACUGCCUAUUGAAGUGAGAAACUUUGCUGGCUACUGCCUAACGUUAGCAGCUAGCUGGUUGGCCGCUAGCUUGCCUGUCGUUGUGACAGUUAACGCUUGACAGUCGUCACUAGCCAGAGCAGCUUGCUUCACGUUGAUGCAAUUGUUCCUGCGGCCGACCAGUAUUUUUGACAAAGAUAACGGUUAUUGCUUAAGUCAACAGUUUGAGCUAACGCUAGACUUGAAGUCAGCGUGGCCGUCUUUAUUGGGUAGGGCACAACUGUGUGGUUAGAUGAGCGAAUUAGCAUUGCUAACUUAUUAGCUUGCGAUUUCACACUUUGAUUUCUGUGGACUGCAUCGCCUCGUCUGUGAUAUAUCGUCAGCCACAUCCUCUGUUCAGGGUGACUGGAUUCAUCAGCCGUCUCAACCUAUGUGGAUUCAUUUUAACCGGGUGCCCAUGUGCUGGUUCCUUAGGCCCAUCAACUAUUACAGAUGAAUCUUCAGCUGCUUUGGCGUAGCUCAGCACCCAGAUAGUCCCCAUCCCCUUCUGCGUGGGUGAUAAGGGACUACAUUAACCAGGAUGCCCUCCACUGUAAGGGCGGGGAGCCUGAAGGAUCCGGACGUGGCCGAGCUUUUCUUCAAAGACGACCCAGAGAAGCUUUUCUCUGACCUCCGGGAGAUUGGCCAUGGCAGCUUUGGAGCCGUCUACUUUGCACGGGAUAUACGCACAAAUGAGGUGGUGGCAAUUAAAAAGAUGUCCUACAAUGGCAAACAGUCUAUUGAGAAAUGGCAGGACAUUAUAAAAGAGGUGAAGUUUCUGCAGAGGAUCCGGCACCCCAACAGUAUAGAGUACAAAGGUUGUUACCUCCGUGAGCACACAGCAUGGCUGGUGAUGGAGUACUGUCUCGGCUCAGCCUCAGAUCUGCUAGAAGUUCAUAAAAAACCUUUACAGGAAGUAGAGAUUGCUGCCAUUACACAUGGUGCUCUGCAGGGGCUGGCCUACCUUCAUUCCCACAAUAUGAUCCACAGGGAUGUGAAGGCAGGUAACAUUCUGCUGACUGAGCCCGGGCUGGUCAAACUGGCGGACUUUGGCUCUGCUUCCAUUGCCUCGCCUGCCAACUCCUUUGUGGGAACGCCAUAUUGGAUGGCCCCAGAGGUGAUUCUAGCUAUGGACGAGGGCCAGUACGAUGGGAAGGUGGAUAUCUGGUCCUUAGGGAUCACCUGUAUAGAAUUAGCGGAGAGGAAACCUCCCUUGUUUAACAUGAAUGCAAUGAGUGCCUUAUACCACAUAGCGCAGAAUGAGAGCCCCACACUGCAGGCCAGUGAAUGGACGGAUUACUUUAGAAACUUUAUAGAUUCUUGCCUUCAGAAAAUCCCCCAGGACAGACCACACUCUGACGACAUGCUGGGGCAUGCGUUUCUGCAGCGUGAACGUCCAGACUCCGUGCUGAUGGAUCUUAUUCAGAGGACCAAGGAUGCCGUGCGAGAGCUGGACAACCUACAGUACCGCAAGAUGAAGAAGAUCCUCCUUCAGGAGACCCACAACGGACCCACAGCAGAAGUUCCUGAUGGAGACGAGGAGCUGGAGCCAGGCGGCGGUCGGACGGGAACAGUGAACAGUGUCGGCAGUAAUCAGUCCAUUCCUAGCAUGUCCAUCAGCGCCAGCUCCCAAAGCAGCUCUGUAAACAGUCUGAACGAAGCGGCCCAGGACAGCCACAGCGAGCUGGACCUGAUGGAGGGAGACCACACAGUCAUGUCCAACAGCUCCGUCAUACACCUCAAACCGGAAGAAGAGGAGAGUCUCUCUGGGGAGCCGGCAGCCAGCAGUGAACCCUCUGAGCCCCAGCCAACACCAGCUCCGGCCCCGAGGAAGCACUACCGCAACAGAGAGCACUUUGCCACCAUACGCACAGCGUCACUCGUGACCCGUGAGAUGCAGGAACACGAGCAGGACUCGGAGCUGCGGGAGCAGAUGUCCGGGUACAAACGCAUGAGACGGCAACAUCAGAAGCACUUGAUGGGCCUGGAGAACAAGCUGAAAGGGGAGAUGGAUGAGCACAGGCUGAGGCUGGACAAAGAGCUAGAGAGUCAGAGGAACAACUUCACCCAGGAGAUGGAGAAGCUGCUUAAAAAACACCAGGCGGCCCUGGACAAAGACCUGAAGACUUUUGCCAACGAUGAGAAGAAGUUCCAGCAGCACAUCCAGGUGCAGCAGAAGAAGGAGCUCAGCAGCUUCUUGGAAUCACAGAAGCGGGAGUACAAACUACGCAAGGAGCAGCUCAAAGAGGAACUGAACGAGAACCAGUCCACUCCCAAGAAGGAGAAGCAGGAGUGGCUGUCCAAACAGAAGGAGAACAUCCAGCACUUCCAGGCGGAGGAGGAGGCCAACCUGCUGAGGAGACAGAGGCAGUACCUGGAGCUAGAGUGUCGACGGUUCAAACGCAGGAUCCUCAUCGCCAGACACAACGUGGAGCAGGAUCUGGCCAGAGAGGAGCUCAACAAACGGCAGACACAGAAGGACCUCGAGCACGCCAUGCUGCUCAGACAUCACGAGUCGAUGCAGGAGCUGGAAUUCAGGCACCUGGGGACGAUCCAGAGGGCGCGGGCAGAGUUGAUUCGGACCCAGCACCAGACAGAGCUCACCAACCAGUUGGAAUACAAUAAGAGGAGGGAGAGGGAGCUGAGGCGCAAGCAUGUCAUGGAGGUCCGACAGCAGCCCAAGAGCCUCAAGUCUAAGGAGCUUCAGAUUAAGAAGCAGUUCCAGGACACUUGUAAAACCCAGACCAGGCAGUACAAGGCCCUCAGAAACCACCUGCUGGAGACGACGCCCAAGUCUGAUCACAAGGCCGUGCUCAAGAGGCUGAAGGAGGAGCAGACCAGGAAGCUGGCCAUCCUGGCCGAGCAGUACGACCACUCCAUCAACGAAAUGCUCUCUACGCAGGCCCUGCGGUUAGACGAGGCUCAAGAGGGCGACUGUCAGGUUCUGAGGAUGCAGCUGCUGCAGGAGCUGGAGCUGCUCAACGCAUACCAGAGCAAGAUCAAGAUGCAGACAGACGCUCAGCACGACAAGGAGCGCAGGGAGCUGGAGAUGAGGGUCUCUCUGCGGCGGGCACUGCUGGAGCAGAAGAUUGAAGAGGAAAUGCUUGCGCUGCAGAACGAGCGUCUGGAGCGAAUCCGCUCCCUGCUGGAGCGCCAGGCCCGAGAGAUCGAGGCUUUUGACUCGGAGUCCAUGCGGCUGGGCUUCAGCAACAUGGUGCUCAGUAACGUGGCUGCCGAUUCCCAGGGAGGCUGGGGGGGAGGAGGUGGAGGUGGCCAGGGGGCUCAAGGUGGAGGCCACUGGCCCGGAGGAGGUGGAGGUGGAGGAGGAGGCGGCCACCAAAGUCAUCACCACCAGGGGGGCACCAGCUCACAGCAGCCCUGGGGUCACCCCAUGCUGGCUGGGGGCCCGCCACCUUGGAGCCUCCACCACCCCGGAGGAGGGAAUCAGAGGGGGAGCGCGGGAGGCGCAGGAGGGGUGAGGAACAGCCCACAGGCUAUGAGGAGGACGUCAUCAGGGGGGAGAAAUGAACAGGGCAUGAGCAGGAGCGCCAGCAUCACCUCUCAGAUCUCCAACGGAUCCCAUCUGUCGUACACCUAGAACACACACACACACACACACACACACACACACACACACAAGCAACACGAUAAUUGUCUUAAAGUCGAAUCCUUGUGCACCGAGGUGACACUACGCAGACGCACGCUAUGCAUGCACCACACAUGCACCACACAUGCUUUACAUACACUUAUGUCCCACAGUACGUCUGACACAUACUGCACAGUACUGAGACUGGGUUUACGGCAGCCCAGUUGCUCUCCCAUCACCACUGCUCUCUUAAAUCAGUGUACUGAUCGCGGUAGUCUGUGGAAACCCAAAAGUCUUGAGACUAAUCCAAGAUGGCUGAGGGCCAUAUACAGUAUGCCACAGUGCAAUAGUGUCAUUUGUACUGUAUCUUACAGUGCUGUUUUAUGCGUUUUGCCAUGUUAGUCUCUGUUGUCAUAGACCCAAAGUAGUAUAUUCAUAUUCUCUACCACGGAGUUUGUUUGCAGUACGCUGUUUUAUAUAUAUAUGUGAUGUAAACCUGAGGCUUUCAGAUGUUGUGGUAGCACAAUAAUGUGCAUCAUGGGAAAUGUUGCAUUCAGUUAUGCAAUUUUUAGAAUCACAUAAAAAAAAAAAAAAAAAAAAAUGUGAUCACUCAAAUAUCUCACAGCUUGAGAUUGAAGCACAGACAUCUUACCCUUUAGAACGUUUAUUGAGAUUAUGGUUUACGUGCAGUGACAGAGGAGUGAGAAGGCAGGAGGUAAUGUAGGCGUCUGAUUUAAGAUGGAAGAGCAGAAUGUUUCGGAACACGUUGGAAAGUUCUAGAAGGAGCAUAGAGAAAUGACCAGUGUUGUUGUAAGUACAAGUGGGUUUCUCUGACUUUAAAGAAGUAGCACAGGGGACGUCCAAGGUGUCAUGAACAGCUAAAAGUAUGCAAUCUUUCAUUCCAGCCUGAGUGACUUCACUCCUCCACCAGAGAGGGAAUCUAACCAGUGAAGUCCCUGUGUGCAGUGUUUUACUGGGAUGAGUUAGUUAGGGCUGCAAAGAUGCCAAAGGUAAAGGUGCAGAGUCAGCGUUGUCGUUAUAAUUAUCCAUGCCAACAUACUGUUAUGUAUUUCAUGAGAUUGUGCCAGAGAUGUAAUUGGAAGUUCAGGUGAUACUAUGCGGCCAAGUUAGAUGCACGCGUUGCUGGAUUGGAGGCGAGGAGGAAGUCCAUUCUCGUGCAUGCUCGGCCUCAUUGGCUCGGCUCUUGGGUUUCCACAGACCUCUGCCCACUCUUUGCUCAUGCCCGCCCAGUGAACGGCCAGUCUGAGGGAUACCAUGGCCUUACCAGUCCAAAGCCCUCAUGACAGGGACGGGGUUUUCAGCAGCACCUAACCUCUACUUGAGUAGAAACUAGUGUUCACCUCUCACUUGUUGUUUGCAGCAGUGUUCUGGUCUAAUCUGGCGCCGUGUUGGUCGGUGAAAGCGACGCCUGUUGGUCUAUACCUCGAGAACACUCAAGCAGAGCUUCACCACAGGGUGUCGUGACUUGACAACGACUGGCACUUUGGCACAGGCUUUCAUGCACACGAAAUGAUUGGUAGAUCAGAUUUACAUACAUACAUAUAAUAGUUAUUGAUUUCUAUUCCCCAGUCAAACAGUACGUCCCUUUGCACACUUGGUUGAUGAAUGCAUGUACAGGAGAAACAUUUGUGAAAAUGGGAUUGGGACAUAAGUGUUUAAAACAAUAAAAAAAAAUGCACUUAGCAGUUGCUAGCUGAGUUGGCUGUUAAUGAGCAACACAGCAGCAUUUCUGUCAGGGCAAAAUUGUCCAUCUCAGUUGCCUAGAAAUGUGUGUUUUUAAUUAAUAAAUAAUAGUUUUAAGGGGCUAGAGUUGCACUGAAUUAACAGGGAGCGUGAAGGAGGAGCUUCACUAGUCCUCUGCUGGUUGGUGACUGCUGAAUGUCUCGUUGGGUUGAUGGGCGGUGAUGCUGGGAUCUCCGCUGCCAUGCCCCUGGAACCCCCUCUGGUCCGACAUCCCGCUCUGUCUCACCCCCGGUGACCCCCGGAGUCGUGUUCUGACCGAUGACCUCCCUGAUUCCCUCCACGUUUGUUUCCUCCCCUCCUGAGCCUGAUGCUGUCUUCACCCCUCCCUGAUCUAUCUGGGAAGAGCUCUUUAAGUGAAAGAAAAGAAGAAGAACAAAUAAAUAUGUAUUAUUAUAUAAAUCUAUUAAAAAGAGGAUUAUAGAUAUAAAAGUGGACGUCUAAUUGUGAAAUGAAAUGCAGAGAUUAUGCGUCGUAUGAUUUUCAGAGGUGGAAUGUACAGUAAACCUGUUAAUAUUGUAUAUUUUGAAUUUGAAAAUCUAAUUGACAAAUCAAAGACAAAUGAAGUAGUUGUGAUGCUGACACAGUGAUGUGGUUUUGGACCAGCGGUAUUCAAAUGAACAUUUGAUUAACAGCUGCUGGGUUUUCGCGGUCUUACUUGCAGCUGCAGGUUCUGAAACGUCUUACAGAUAUUCUGUUGUGAAUGAUAACAACACAACUCUCGGUCGGACUGCCUUGAGUAAAAGGGUAAUUUUUUGUUUAAUGCUGAAUUAGGAUGGUUGUGCCCCCUUGUUAGGUGUAGCCUUUGCCUAAGCAAUGGUUAUAUUUAAUUGACGUAUGAUACCCAAUAUAGAAGACUCAAUCUGUCUGUUUAGGUUUUUCACGUUUUAGACUCUGACCUAAAGUCAAGGUUAUACAAUAGAAAAAUAAAUGUCUUUAAAGAUCUAUUAAAAUUUGGAAAUCAAUAUUUGGCUGCAUGAACAAUAUCUCGUGCACUCCACAACAGAAAUCCUUGCACAAGACGGUGAAAAUAUAUCUGUUGUUUGAUAUCUAUAAGGGUUACUCUGAGGUGUUGUGGGGUCCACAGAUAUCAUUUGGACUUCAUUUAUGAAACAUGCGCCCUCCUCUGUUGUGGUUGUACACAAAGCAUUUUCACACUACACUGAAGUAUCUGCCUUUUUUUCAGCUUUUUUUAAAAAUCUUACCACCCUGCACUCAGUUUGUCUGGGCUCAGUUCCAAAAACUGAAAAGAAAAACCCGGAAUGUGGUGGUCCCAUUCUUCUCUUCAGCCAGUAUGCCAUUGUUUCCAACAUCUUUUAACAAACCCUUUUCCAGUUCUGCUGUGUUUUAUUUGGUUUUAUGCCAGAAAGGGUCAUUUUAUUUUCCAGAUGAUGUCUGCAGAGGGCCAAGCGAGUGGCAGGUUUUUACUCCCUCUCUUGUGUUUACUAGAACUCCCAGGGGGGGGGGUUUUGCGAGGUGGUCGGGGGCAGAGUCUAGUUUUAGACCUUGGUCACUCUGAACUGGAUCAGUUGCACUGCUUGCACAAGUGAUUGACCAGAUUAAAGAGUCUACUGUGAUCCCCCUCAGUGGUGCUGAGGGAUGGCUGCCAUUGGUUGAAAGUAGGCGGGAGGCAGGGUUACGUCUCUGUACAGUCUGUUUAUCAGUAUUCCCUUUAUCGCUCCUGUCAUUUGGUGGAUCUUGCUGUUUUAUCUCCGUAGUCCAGAGACCUGUAUUAAACUGUAUUAAAUUGUAUAGAUUGUGCAAAAAGCUGAAUGUCGUAUAGCAGAAGAGAAAAGCUAUUCCUUACAGAUGACAAAGUGAUUUAAAAUGUAUAAAAGAAGUCAAGAAACCAUGUUUAGGGGAUAAAUGUAAUAUUUUGUUUGUAAUUACUAUUUUCUGUUGGAAGAGGGCUACUGGAUAAAGAAUGAUCUGUAAUAAAGUAAUUUUAAUAUUU